Messenger RNA from Arabidopsis arenosa, 406 nucleotides. The record is from the annotation of a GenBank genome assembly. NCBI's taxonomy places the organism in Eukaryota, Viridiplantae, Streptophyta, Magnoliopsida, Brassicales, Brassicaceae.
AUUGAGGCUUUAUCCAUAACUCCUGGAGACAGACCUAUCAUUGGAAUGGUUGCAGCUCACUGGAAUGAGAAAGAGCAAUCUCAAAUCUCACCCAAAUGGUGGGAUGGUAAUGGGAUACCAAACUCUACAAACAAAUACAAAGAGGACCAGAAAGUGAGUUGGCACGCAACACCAUUCGAAGAGAGAUUAGAGAAGGCACUUUCAGAAGAAGGUGGUCAAGGUUUCAUUCCUCCAAGGAGACUUGGAACAGUGGAAGAGUCUGAAAGGGGCACAGCUAUAUCACAUCUGAAACAUUCAGCGCAAUCUAUGUCAGUCGUUUCCUUUUGAACAUCGAGUAGUGUCCACUGAGGUAAUAUACUCUUUUGAUCUUGACUAGUCUGUACUUGAACAAAUAUUUUAACUAAAA